AUGAUGGUAAGCUCCUACUCACCUACCACAGAAACUGAUCCACAAGAAUUCGAUGCUCAAUUCCACUUGUCAUACUUGGCAGAUGGCAUCCAAGCAGGUGACAUUGCUCCAAUCACUCGUUAUCCAGAUGCCUAUGAAAAAGCCACUUCUUUCUAUAGAAAUCAAUAUGGUUUAGAUAUCUCUGAUAAUGGUUCUCGUCUCCCACCUGGCACUCAAUUUUUCACAUCAGUCGGUGAUAAAUAUGUCGUUGAAUAUGCAAAGGUUCGUGGUUAUCCAACUUUGGCUGGUUCUCAAGAUUUGGGAGUGUAUGAUGAUGCCUUUGCUAUCAUGCUCACUCAACCACUUGUUGUUCAUGGUGCUUAUGGAGGUAAGAAUGGUACUUGGGUUGAUAGUGGCUCAGUAUUGCCAUUUGGGUUUUAUACCUAUUUUUGGAAGGUUAAUGGAACGACUGCCUUUCCAAGAAUUACUUGGUCUAGUCCAAUGCCAAUGAGAAUUUCAGCUGAUGGUUCAUUGGUUGUCGAUUGUGAAUUGACUUCAAAUAUUUGGGGUAAAGGAAUGGCUAGAGGUUUGAAUUUGAUUAGAAUUAAUCCUGCCACUGGUCAAUAUUAUGUCUCUGUUGUCAGUUCUCAUACUUUCCCAGUUAGUCAAACUGAUAUUAGUCCAAAAUGUGCUGCCAUUACCACUGAAAAGGAUAUUUUCAAUGAAGAUUUCAUUAUCAAGUGGAAUAAUGUCUUGUUGGCAACUGUCAGAGAUUUCAAAGUUGCUCCACCUGUUGCUUCCAGAGCUAUGGCUAUUGUUCACUCUGCUGUUGAUGAUGCUUUGGGUUUCUGUAGAAGAUUGAGAUAUACUGGUAGACCAUGUGAUUAUGCCACCAUUGCUACAACUGUUUCCUAUGCUGCUCAUAGAGUUCUUGGUCAAUUGUUCCCAAAUAAUAUUGAUUGUUAUACUGCUGCUUUAAAGAGCGCUUUGAAAUGUAAUGGUUGUCAAGAAUAUGAAAGCUCAGAAUUAACUAGAAUUGGUAAGGUUGCAAUCUUGGCUGCCGAUAGAGUUUUGAGAUCGAGAGAUAAUGAUGGUAGUUCUGAUUUUGUUGAUUAUCAAUUCAGAGAUGGUCCAAUGGAUUAUCAAAGUCAUGCUCCAAACUAUGUCAGAAUUCCAUUGUUGCCUCAAUGGUCAGCUGUUGAACCAUUUGGAAUUCAAGAUGUUGAAAGUUUCAGACAAGGUCCUCCACCACAAAUUGGAACUCCUGCAUUCGAAACUGCCUAUGAUGAAGUUUUCUUGUACGGUAGAAAUGAUUCGAGCGUUAGAACCUUCGAUCAAAGAAGAAUUUCUUGGUUCUGGGAUGAUGGUGCAGGUACUGCCACUCCACCAGGUCACUGGAAUGUCAUCCUUCAAUCAAUUAUUAGAAGUCAAGGAAUUACUGACACUUUCAAGAUUUCAGCCAUGUUCAAACUCUUGGGUUGUUCAGUUGCUGAUGCUGGUAUCGUCUCUUGGGAUCACAAAUAUUUCUAUAAUGCCCUUCGUCCAGUAACUGCUGUCAAUAACAGAAAUAGAAAUCUCAAUUGGUUCCCUCUCUUGGCCACUCCACCAUUCCCAGAAUAUACAAGUGGACACUCAACAUUCUCUGGAGCUGCUGCCAGAAUUUUGAGUUUAUUGUUGGGUAGUGAUGAUAUAACCUUUGAUGUGACAAGUGAUGGUUACAAGUAUCACACCAGAACUUUUAACAGAUUGUCAGAUGCUGCUAAGGAAGCUGGUAAAUCAAGAAUUUAUGGUGGUAUUCAUUUUGAAUAUGCCAAUCAAGCUGGUUGGAAUUCUGGUGUUGCUGUUGCCAAUGCUGUUUACAAUCAAUUGUGUAGAAAUGGAAAUUGUCUUUAA
This is a messenger RNA of Naegleria gruberi, 1872 nucleotides long. Its product is annotated as PAP2_haloperoxidase domain-containing protein. The record is from RefSeq and is a predicted model, not a curated record. The transcript has a single exon. Lineage: Eukaryota; Heterolobosea; Eutetramitea; Acrasida; Naegleriidae. Bases 1 to 1872 code for a protein of 623 amino acids.